UGCACAGCAUAAUUCUUGUAAUUAAGCUAUAGGCUUCCUCUCAACAAAUCUAGUGGAGAGAGAGAGAAAGAGAGAGAGAGAGAGGGGGAAGCUUACGAUGGGGAGAGCUCCUUGCUGUGACAAGGCCAAUGUGAAGAAGGGCCCUUGGUCUCCAGAGGAAGACAGGCAGCUGAAGGAGUACAUAGAGAAGCAUGGCAUGGGAGGAAACUGGAUUGCUCUCCCAAAAAAAGCUGGGUUGAGGAGGUGUGGAAAGAGUUGCAGGCUGCGAUGGCUCAACUACUUGAGGCCAAACAUUAAGCAUGGGGACUUCUCUGACGAGGAGGACAGAAUCAUUUGCAGCCUCUUCGCUAGUAUCGGAAGCAGAUGGUCCAUCAUUGCCUCUCAGCUCCCGGGAAGAACAGACAAUGACAUCAAGAACUACUGGAACACCAAGCUGAAGAAGAAGCUACUUGGCCUUCCACUACCACACAGAAACAAUAAGCAAUUUCAUCACCAAAUCAAGCAUCAGCAGCAGCAGGCACAUGUUUUCCCUGCUUCAUGUAUAUCAUCUGCAGUAAUUGCAGAGCAGCUGGAUCCGGGCAUGUCAUUGCCACUGUCGCCCUCCUCUCUUUAUCUCUUCAACUCUGCAUCUGCUGCCGUGGAUUUCAACCCUAGUUGUGUCCCUCGAGGACCAGAACAUGACUCCAUCCUCAGUCGCAGUCUCAUCGGUUUUGAUCAGCAGAGCUGCUGCAGCUCAUCUGACGGCAACAGCUAUGGCUUGAGUGAUUGCUUCAGCCAAGUACUCUUGGGGACUACUGCCGCUGAGAAGCUGAUGCAUGGCGUCCGAUUCAACUUUGACUUUGAGGAUGUGAAACCUCAUUAUGCAUAUGAUUUGGACCGGAGCUUCAGCAACACGUACCAUCAGUGAACCUACCUGAGUAGAUGCAUGAGAUUGCAUCAUCCCUUCUUUUCUCAUUUUUUUUUGCGUGAUCAGUGGGGUGUGAGAUUCUUGUGUGACUUUGACAGUGCAGGGCUGGGUGACUUCGAAAUGUGGGAUUGUUUUU
Zingiber officinale is the source of this 1043-nucleotide messenger RNA. Its product is annotated as transcription factor RAX2-like. NCBI's taxonomy places the organism in Eukaryota, Viridiplantae, Streptophyta, Magnoliopsida, Zingiberales, Zingiberaceae. The coding region runs from base 98 to 907 and encodes 269 amino acids. The record is from RefSeq and is a predicted model, not a curated record. The transcript is spliced from 3 exons.